CCCUCACAAUUUAAUCGCCAAAAGACACGUAUUUGAACGCUUGUAAAUUGGAUUGGAAUGUGAACAUGUAAUCAACAUCUUGUUCAACAAAUCACCAUGAGAAAUACUAAAUUCAUAAUAUUGAAAAUCACCUCCACGUCUAGGGAAUUUCACAGAGAUUCCCCACAUGGAGAACAGUAUUUACACAAUCCUCACUAUUGGUCGCUGGGAGUCACUGAAUCACAUGAACUAUAAGUUCGCUUCACUAAGACCAAUUCAUGGAGUUUUAGCGCUGAAAUUCCUCAAGUGGGUCAUCAAACAGCCUGGUUUGGAACCCAACCACCUCACUCAUAUACUCGGUAUUACUACUCAUGUACUUGUUAAAGCUAGACUGUACGGUUAUGCCAAAUCAAUUCUGAAGCAUUUAGCUCAGAAAAAUUCUGGGUCCAACUUUCUUUUUGGUGUUCUUAUGGAUACAUACCCUCUUUGCAGCUCAAACCCUGCAGUUUUUGACCUUUUAAUUAGAGUUUAUUUGCGGCAAGGAAUGGUUGGACACGCUGUAAAUACUUUUUCUUCCAUGCUCAUUCGUGGGUUUAAGCCAUCUGUUUAUACUUGUAACAUGAUCAUGGCUUCCAUGGUUAAGAACUGUAGAGCUCACUUGGUUUGGUCUUUUUUUAAGCAAAUGCUUACCAGUAGAGUUUGUCCAAACGUUUCCAGUUUUAAUAUACUGAUAAGUGUUUUAUGUGUGCAAGGGAAGCUUAAGAAAGCUGUUAACAUCUUAACAAUGAUGGAGAGGAAUGGCUAUGUUCCUACUAUAGUUAGUUAUAAUACGUUGCUUAGUUGGUGCUGUAAGAAGGGAAGAUUUAAAUUUGCACUUGUGCUGAUUCAUCAUAUGGAGUGCAAGGGAAUUCAAGCAGACGUCUGUACAUACAAUAUGUUUAUUGAUAGUUUGUGCAGAAACAGUAGAAGCGCACAGGGGUAUUUAGUUUUGAAGAAAAUGAGGAAUAAGAUGAUAACUCCUAAUGAAGUUUCUUACAACACCUUGAUUAAUGGCUUUGUAAAGGAGGGAAAGAUAGGGGUUGCUACUCGGGUUUUCAAUGAGAUGAUAGAGCUUAAUCUUUCACCAAACCUCAUAACUUACAAUAUUCUAAUUAAUGGAUACUGCAUUAAUGGCAAUUUUGAAGAAGCAUUGAGAGUUUUGGAUGUGAUGGAAGCAAAUGACGUGAGGCCUAAUGAGGUUACUAUUGGAACUCUUUUAAAUGGUCUAUACAAGAGUGCCAAAUUUGACGUAGCUAGAAAUAUUCUGGAGAGAUAUUGUAUCAAUAGAACAUCUCUUAAUUGUAUCUCACAUACUGUGAUGAUUGAUGGGCUAUGCAGAAAUGGGUUGCUUGAUGAAGCCUUUCAAUUACUGAUUGAGAUGUGCAAGGAUGGUGUUCAUCCUGAUAUCAUAACUUUUUCAGUGCUUAUAAAUGGAUUCUGCAAGGUUGGGAAUAUUAACAAGGCAAAGGAGGUUAUGUCGAAAAUAUAUAGAGAAGGAUUUGUUCCAAACAAUGUUAUUUUCUCUACAUUAAUAUAUAACUCUUGUAAGGUUGGAAAUGUUUAUGAAGCGAUGAAGUUCUAUGCUGCUAUGAAUUUGAAUGGGCAAAAUGCAGACAAUUUCACAUGUAAUUCGUUAGUCGCUUCUCUUUGUGAAAAUGGAAAACUAGUAGAAGCAGAGGAAUUCUUGCAUCACAUUAGUAGGAUUGGUCUUGUUCCUAACUCUGUUACAUUUGAUUGUAUCAUAAACGGAUAUGCAAAUGUAGGAGAUGGGUCAGGGGCAUUUUCAGUGUUUGAUAGAAUGAUUAGUUGUGGUCAUCACCCUAGUCCUUUCACCUAUGGCAGUCUAUUGAAAGUGUUAUGCAAGGGACAGAAUUUUUGGGAAGCAAGAAAACUAUUGAAAAAGCUCCACUGCAUUCCGUUGGCUGUUGAUACUAUAUCGUACAACACAUUGAUUGUUGAGAUAAGUAAGUCAGGAAAUUUAUUGGAAGCAGUUCGCCUAUUUGAGGAGAUGAUUCAGAAUAAUAUUCUACCGGAUAGUUAUACAUACACUUGUAUUCUGUCUGGAUUAAUUAGAGAAGGGAGAUUGGUCUGUGCCUUCAUAUUCUUGGGAAGACUCAUGCAAAAAGAAAUUCUAACAUUGAAUUCAAUUGUGUACACUUGUUUCAUUGAUGGCCUUUUCAAGGCUGGCCAGUCAAAGGCUGCAUUAUAUCUUUUUAAGGAAAUGGAGGAAAAAGGCCUCUCCUUAGAUUUGAUUGCUCUUAAUUCAAUUACAGAUGGAUAUUCAAGGAUGGGAAAAGUGUUUAGUGCCAGUUCUCUCAUUUCAAAAACGAGAAACAAAAAUGUAAUACCUAACUUGACUACAUUUAAUAUAUUGCUACAUGGUUACUCCAGAGGACAGGAUAUAAUGAGUUGCUUUAAGUUGUAUAACCUUAUGAGGAGAUCGGGCUUUUUUCCUAACAGAUUAACAUACCAUUCUCUUAUUCUUGGACUUUGCAACCAUGGUAUGUUGGAACUUGGAAUUAAGAUGUUGAAAAUGUUUAUUGCUGAAAGUUCUACUAUUGAUGACUUGACAUUUAAUAUGCUCAUUAGGAAGUGUUGUGAAAUCAAUGACCUGGAUAAAGUCAUUGAUUUGACUCAUAACAUGGAAGUCUUUAGGGUUUCUCUCGAUAAAGACACACAAAAAGCCGUUACUGAUGUGCUUGUUAGAAGGAUGGUUUCCCAAAAUUAUUUCGUUUUUAUGCAUGAAAUGCUCAAAAAGGGUUUUAUCCCUACAUCUAAACAAUAUUGCACAAUGAUGAAACGAAUGUGUCGAGUGGGGGACAUACAGGGGGCAUUUAAAUUAAAAGAUCAGAUGGUGGCACUUGGCAUAAGUUUGGACGAUGCCGCAGAAUGUGCUAUGGUUCGAGGGCUUGCACUUUGUGGGAAAAUUGAAGAGGCAAUGUGGAUUCUUCAAAGGAUGCUUAGGAUGAAGAAAAUUCCUACUACCAGCACGUUUACAACUUUGAUGCACGUCUUCUGUAAAAAAGACAAUUUUAAAGAGGCACAUAAUUUGAAGAUCCUUAUGGAGCAUUAUCGUGUGAAGCUUGAUAUAGUCGCUUACAAUGUUCUCAUUUCUGCGUGUUGCGCUAAUGGUGAUGUUAUAACUGCACUUGACUUUUACGAAGAGAUAAAACAGAAAGGUCUCUUGCCAAACAUGACGACCUACAGAGUUCUAGUUUCUGCUAUUAGUACAAAGCAUUAUGUUUCUAGGGGUGAAAUAGUUCUCAAGGACUUGAAUGAUAGAGGAUUAGUGUCUGGGUAUUUAGAUGGGAAGUCGCAAAAAUCUUGCAGGGAUUUUGUAGUUGCCAUUAAAAAACUGAACUCCUUAAAGCCCAAUCAAGGAAAUUAAGUCAACAACAAACUGAAAUACCACUGAAUUUGAUUCUGAGCACAAGGAAAAAUCUAGUUCUUGGUGGGAAUGACUAGUAUAUCCUUCCAAGUUGAUACAACUAAGGUGUGUUACAAUCAUGUAUCACAUACUUGCUUGGCCAACAGACUUUGACAAUUCAACUUUUAGUGGGAAUAUGCAUAGGAAGGAGCAAAUGGAUUAAAGUGCCAAAUAAGGCAGCAUCAGGUGACAUUAGUUGCCAAAGCCCCUUUCAAUUUUACUCUUGCUAUCCUUCUCAACAAUGAAUGUUGAAUACGAAAAAGCAUGGUGGUAUAUAUCUACAUUAUAGGAUUACGUGGCAUGAGCAAACUACCACCUGAAGCUGAUGGUGUUUAGUUAUUUAUCUGCCUCCACCUACCUAGUGGAAAAGAACGAGGUCUCAUAGCAUUUGGGACCAUGGUUGACGUCUGCAGACCAAUUUCUUAGCUAAAGAUUAGGUAUGAAGCCCUCUUUGUGAAUCGUGGAAAAUAACAAGAUACUAUUUGACUAGCUACAAAGUAGAAUAUUUGCUCCCCGACCCUAAAGCUUGUACCUCAAAGCCACUCGACUAGGACCCUGCCAUGUUGGGGUUAAGUCCAUAAAGUUCGCAUUGGUGCCAUGUGUGGAGUAUCUAUGCUCAAACUCCUCACAAACCAAUACAUUGAGUAGCUCCAACACGUCAGACAUAAUACAAAAGAGGGAGCUUUAUUAUUUUAUGAGGUGCAAGCUACAAAUACGGAGAGUAAAACACAUGGGUAGAGUUAAAUGGAGUUUUGAGAAAAUUUAAUGAAUCCAAAUUGUUGUGGGAUUAAAACGCAAUCGACGGUAGCAGAAAUCAAAUUUCAGAUUCGAUUUUACGGAAAUAUUUCAAGAGCUUCAUCAAUAUUGAUUAUUGACAAGUUAAGAGUAUCGCAUGACCCCCAUCUUCAGCAACAAUUUCCACCUCAUAAGAUCCACAUGAAGGGUCUCAAAGCUCUCCAUUCCUUAUCCGUUCUAUCAUUAAUUCUUUUUAAAAGAACAAUGGAACUUCUAUUUUUCUUCUUUGUAUCUUGAAUUCAAAGAAGCAUGUUUCUCGAUCUAAUCCUCUUGAAAAACAGUGUUAUAGUUUGGUUUCUCUUGAAAAAUAAAAAAUUGAAUUCGAUCGAGAUAAGGAUUGGGUGUUGAGUCUUCUUAGAUUGAUUUUUGUUUUCGUUCUUAGCUUACUGUUUUUGCAAUUUUUUCUUUUUUACCUUAAUUCUACAAUUUCUUUGUCA
Molecule: messenger RNA, 4677 nt
Organism: Cucumis sativus (cucumber)
Lineage: Eukaryota; Viridiplantae; Streptophyta; Magnoliopsida; Cucurbitales; Cucurbitaceae
Product: pentatricopeptide repeat-containing protein At5g55840
Exons: 7
Coding region: 167-3406 (1079 amino acids)
Molecular function (GO): protein binding
Source: RefSeq, a predicted model, not a curated record